Molecule: messenger RNA, 965 nt
Organism: Castor canadensis (American beaver)
Lineage: Eukaryota; Metazoa; Chordata; Mammalia; Rodentia; Castoridae
Source: RefSeq, a predicted model, not a curated record
CCCCCUUUCACUCGCGCAUUAGGAAGCUUGGGUCUCUUUGCCGUGCCCGCCCGCGUCAGGGACCGGCUUGGCUGAGCGGCCAUCAUGGCAUCAGAUGAAGGCAAGCUUUUCGUUGGAGGGCUGAGCUUUGAUACCAAUGAGCAGUCGCUGGAGCAGGUCUUCUCAAAAUAUGGACAGAUCUCUGAAGUGGUGGUUGUAAAAGACAGGGAGACCCAGCGAUCUCGGGGGUUUGGAUUUGUCACCUUCGAGAACAUUGAUGAUGCCAAGGAUGCUAUGAUGGCCAUGAAUGGGAAGUCUGUGGACGGGCGACAGAUCCGAGUUGACCAAGCUGGCAAGUCAUCUGACAACCGAUCCCGUGGGUACCGAGGUGGUUCUGCUGGAGGUCGGGGCUUCUUCCGUGGGGGCCGUGGCCGUGGCCGUGGCUUCUCAAGAGGGGGAGGGGACCGAGGCUACGGGGGCAGCCGUUUUGAGUCUCGGAGUGGGGGCUACGGAGGCUCCAGAGAUUACUAUAGCAGCCGGAGUCAGGGUGGUGGUUAUGGUGACCGGAGCUCUGGUGGGUCCUACAGAGACAGCUAUGACAGUUAUGGUAAGUCUGGCUCUGAGGGUGCCACGCUGCGUGGCCUGGUGGGAGCUUGGUGUGAACCCUUGUGCCCUUCUGGAGUGCCUUAGGUGGAUGCUCAGCCAUGGCUCUACUUUGUCAUUGCUUGUCCCUAAAAAACAAACCUGUCCUCUCAGAACCCUUUGUACCACAGAAUGUAAAAAUGAACUAAGAAUGUCAGAGUGAAACUAAAGCAAAGGGAGUGAGGGAGCUGCUGGCUGGUAGGCUAGCAUAGGUGCAUGUGAGCCGCCCUCGGCUGGGGGGGGUGGCUCUUGAGCCCUGGGCCGGCCCUCCAGGUCUGGGCUCGGGAGUGGAUGCUGCAUCUCGUUGUGUGCUUCAGCGCCUUUACACUGUACCUGCUUCUUGU